This is a messenger RNA of Hevea brasiliensis (rubber tree), 425 nucleotides long. RefSeq lists its product as uncharacterized. The record is from RefSeq and is a predicted model, not a curated record. The transcript is spliced from 2 exons. Lineage: Eukaryota; Viridiplantae; Streptophyta; Magnoliopsida; Malpighiales; Euphorbiaceae. The coding region runs from base 33 to 416 and encodes 127 amino acids.
UGUUCAGCAGCCUCCCAAUCAAGACUAUAUCAAUGAGGGAAGAAGUUGACUCUUUUUAUGACUUGGAUUGUAGCAGUUUUAUUUUGCACUUGGGGAAUCAACAUUUCUGUUAUCUGCACACUGGGUCUCCUCAUGCUUUUGGAUAUCAUGCUACUAUUCAAGAUGAUUACCCCCGCACUCUUAAAUUGUUUGUCUUCGAGGAAACCAACUGCAGUGCAUCCGAAUUUAAUCCAAAAAUUGUUUAUUCUGCCAGUUUUGAUAUUAAAACUUCAUUCAUUAAUAAGGGUGAUAUCAUGAACUGCCAUAUCCUUAGCCCAGGAGAGAAGCAUGAGAGCAUGAAGAGGAAACAAGAAGAUAGCUGGAAGCAUGAGAGCAUGAAGAGAAACAAGAAGAUAACUGGAAGCAUGAGAGCAUGAAGAGGAAAU